AUGGCGUCGCGGCAGGCCGCCGGCCUCACCGACUACGAGCGGCUCCGCGAGGAGAACAUCCGCCGCAACGAGGCCAUCCUCGCCUCCCUCCGCCGCAAGGCCGACGAGCUCUCGGCGGCCAUCAAGUCCUCGUCCAAACGAGGACAAGGGCGCCCCAGCAAUCAGCCCCGCAAGAAGCCCGCCGCCAAGACAAGCCCCGGCGAGCUCCGCCGCUCCCUCCGGCUCUCCCAGCUCCCCCCCUCCCACUCCCCGGACGCCGAGCCCACGCCCGGGCCCCCUCCGGUGCCCCGCAGCACCAGCUUCUCCUCCUCGCUCGCGUCCUCCAUCAUCGAGUCCGCCUCGCUCGCGCCGCCUGCCAGGGCUCGGGCGGACGGUUUCGAUGCCGGGAAGGAGCUCGUGCUGACGCCUGCGAACGUCAGGAAGGUGGUGCCCGACAGGAUACUUGGGGUUCGGGUCCUGCCGCUGGUCGACCGGACCGUGGUCGCGGCGGGGAACAAGUUGGGGAAUAUUGGGUUCUGGGUUGUGGACGGCAUGGUGGAAGAUGAGGAUGGCGACGAUGGUGCAGAUGGGCUGUUCGAGUAUUUGCCUCACAGGGGCCCUGUGCCAGCAAUCGUGGCGCACCCUGCCGCGCCACAGAAGAUUUACAGCUGUAGUUAUGAGGGUGAAAUUUGUCUUAUGGACCUUGAGAAGGAGAGCUUUAAUAUGAUCCAGUUGUGCGACUAUCCUGUUUAUUCGCUUUGUCAAGCACCAGAUAGUCCUAGCUGCCUAUAUUUUGGUGACGGAAAUGGUGAACUGAAACUCCUUGAUGAGCGGAUGGGUAAGGUAUCAAGCACAUGGGAUUCACAUGACAAUACAAUUAACUCAAUAGAUUUUCAUCCAGAGAAAAGACAUAUGCUUGCCACAAGUUCAACAGAUCGAACAGCACGCAUAUGGGAUCUCAGAAGGCUUAAAAGGAAGAAAGAAGAGAGCUUGAAGGUUCUAAAACAUAAUAGAUCUGUUCAGUCAGCUUAUUUCUCACCUAGUGGCAGCAUGCUAGCAACAACAAGCCUCGAUGACACUGUCCGAGUCUUUUGUGGGGAUGACUUUGAUAGGUCACACAUUAUCAAGCAUAAUAACCAGACAGGCAGAUGGAUUUCUACAUUCAAGGCAAUCUGGGGCUGGAACGACACCGACCUGUUUAUUGGAAACAUGAGAAGGGCAAUAGAUAUUAUCUCAGUUGGUGGUGAUGACAGUAGCCUCUCAGCUUCGAACAGCGCAAGCCUGGAGAGUGAACACAUGACGGCCAUUCCAUGCAGGUUUUCCGCACACCCAUAUAAAGUUGGGCAUCUUGCUUGCGCAAGCUCCGGUGGGAAGGUGUUCUUUUGGACCAGAGCUUGA
This is a messenger RNA of Triticum turgidum subsp. durum (durum wheat), 1377 nucleotides long. Lineage: Eukaryota; Viridiplantae; Streptophyta; Magnoliopsida; Poales; Poaceae. The record is from the annotation of a GenBank genome assembly.